Entelurus aequoreus (snake pipefish) is the source of this 4939-nucleotide messenger RNA. Its product is annotated as oocyte zinc finger protein XlCOF22-like. Gene Ontology annotation, molecular function: RNA polymerase II cis-regulatory region sequence-specific DNA binding; DNA-binding transcription factor activity. The transcript has 2 exons. Lineage: Eukaryota; Metazoa; Chordata; Actinopteri; Syngnathiformes; Syngnathidae. Gene Ontology annotation, biological process: regulation of transcription by RNA polymerase II. Bases 421 to 1830 code for a protein of 469 amino acids. The record is from RefSeq and is a predicted model, not a curated record.
GCACAUCUCCUCACAUCGCUACUAACUACACUUUAUUCAUCCUCCGUGUCAGGAUAAACUCCACUCGUCUCACUGAACUUUGGAGAUUAUAAGGCCCGCUUAUCUUGCUAGUUGUUUUAGCGCGCUAGUUAGCUUAGCAUGCUAAUUAGCUUAGCUUGUUAGCUGCUAACAAAGAGACGCGGAUUUGAUCAACACAUCGCUUAGUUAAGAUCAAGUGUGAGUGUAAAGUGUUGUGAUUGUGUGAAAAUGUGUGAAUGAACGAUAGCAGAGUACAAAGAGGAACUUUCUCGGACAAAAGAAGAGAACAAGAGACUACGUCAACUACUGGAAGCUGUUUUCAAGAAACCCUAAGUUGUGUUACACAGAACAGACCUCUGUGAAGAACAUCUUCUCCCUGAGCAACAGAAGUGGAGCUUCAGGAUGCGGAUGGAGGAGCCACAGCCCUCUCACAUUAAGAAGGAAGAGGAAUACCCAUUGUUCCUCCAUUUUAAAAAGGAAGAGGAAGACCCACUGACACCCCAUUUUAAAGAGGUCGAGGAAGACCCACUGACACUCCAUUUUAAAGAGGAAGCGGUGGAUCCACUGAGCCCUCACAUUAAGGAGGAAGAGGUGGAUCCACUGACACCCCAUUUUAAAGAGGAAGAGGAGGACCCACUUACACCCCAUUUUAAAGAGGAAGAAGAGGGCCCACUGACACCCCAUUUUAAAGACAAAACGGUGGAUCCACUCAGCCCUCACAUUAAGGAGGAAGAAGAGGAUCCACUGAUCCCUCACAUUAAAGAGGAAGAGGAGGACCCACUGACCCUUCACAUUAAAGAGGAAGAGGAGGAACACAGCAUCAGUCAGCAGGGAGAGCAUCUUGAAGGACUGGAGGAGGUUGAUGUCACCAAGAUGCCAGUGACUGGUGUCCCUGUGAAGAGUGAAGGUGAUGAGGUCAAAGGUGAAAGUGAGGAGAAGAGAGAGGCGGAGCCUCCAAGCAGCAGCUCAACUCAACACAUGACAACAGAAGCUGAUGGAGACCACUGUGGAGGAUCACAAGCAGACAAGCUCUUAGCUCCACUAUCAGAUAGUGAGGACACAACGUCACACUCUCCUGACACUGAUGAUGAACACUCUAAAGAUGAUAAGACAUGUCACACUGACAACACACACUUCACAUGUUCCCACUGCGACAAAACUUUUAAAUACCAUUGUUAUCUGAAAAGACACAUAAAAAUACACACUGGAGAAAAACCUUUUUCAUGUUCAAUCUGCGGUAAAAAUUUUACUCAAAAGCACCAUUUCAAAGCACACAUGAGAAUACACACUGGAGAAAAACUUUUUUCCUGCUCAGAAUGUGGUAAAAGUUUUGUAAUGAAUCAAUAUUUAAAAGUACACAUGAGAACACACACUGGAGAAAAACCUUUUUCAUGUUCAAUCUGCGGUAAAGAUUUUACCCAAAGUCAAUCUUUCAAAACACACAUGAGAAUACACACUGGAGAAAAACCUUUUUCCUGCUCAGAAUGUGGUAAAAGUUUUGUAAUAAAUCAAAGUUUAAAAGUACACAUGAGAACACACACUGGUGAAAAACCUUUUUCAUGUUCAAUCUGCGGUAAAGAUUUUACUCAAAGGACCCAUUUCAAAUCACACAUGCGAACGCACUCUGGUGAAAAACCAUACUCCUGUUCAAGCUGCAACAAAAGCUUUCGUUACCUAAACACUCUUACAGCACACACGAGAACACACACAGGAGAGAAAGUGUUGAGUUGCAGUGUGUGUGGUGAAAGAUUCUCUUAUAAGUACCAGUGUGAGAAACACAAGUGUGCUGGUGAGAACAGCAGCAGCAAAUGAUUAUGCAGGAUUUGAAAAAAACUGUCAAAACUUUAACUUUGACUUUCUAACAUCAGCACAUAUAACAUGUGUGACAUCAUUGUUGUGUGUGUAACACCAUUUUGUUAAUAUGAUUCUAACAUUUAUAGAUUAGACACUUCAGAUUAGUGCUUUUAUUUCAGUCAAGUACAUGAGUUAAUAUACACAUUUGUGUACUUUAAAAUGAACAGAACAAUUUGACUGAAAAGGUGAGAAUAAACAGUACAUACAAUAUGUUACAUACAGUAAACAUUUUAAGUGUAGAUAUUCAUAAUUCACUUUUAUACUUAUUCAUAAUAGUGUUUUAUAUAUGUUUUUUUAAAUAAUGAAGUGUUACAUAUUUUAUUUUCUAAUUGUAGAUUUCAUUCAUUUCAUUUUUGUAUUUAUCUCCUUCAUUGAUGUGCAUGUUUGAUAGACAAUUAUACCACAAUUAUUCAGUUAUACAGUUACACAUCAAUGCCUGAGAAGGAGCAGGACGAAGAAAAGUCUUAUAUUUUCCUGCCCCUUUCAACCUAAUAUGUAGUCUUACUUAAUGAUAUAUAAACCAACAAUUACAUCCAAAUAUGACAAAAACAAGUGCAAAACUUCAUGAAGUACAAACCGAACAAAAAAACAAAAUAAGUAAUAUACACCUCACGGGAUGAUACAAAACAAAUACAAAACCAAGCAAAAAAUAAGUAAAAUAAUAAAUAUAAAGCAAUAAGGGAAACACUUAUGGCUGUCCAUAUGAUUUUAUUGUUCUGUCUUUAUAUAUUUUUUUCAAUUGGAAUAUAUUUUUACAAUCUUUUAUCUCAUUGUAAAGAGAAUUCCAUAGUUUAACCCCCACCACUGAUAUGCACAUUUGUUUUAAAGUUGUCCUUGAAUACUGAUGUUGGAAAUGACCUUUUCUUCUAUGCUCUUCAUUCUCAGAAGUGAUGACAAACAUUUUUUGUAAAUUUGCUGGUAAUGUUUUACUUUUAGCCUUAAACAUGACACAUAAUGUCUGUAACUUUACUAGGUCCUGUAAUUUCAAUAAACCCGAAUUAAUGAAUAAUAUGUUAGUGUGUUCUAAGUAAUCUACUUUAUGAAUAAUCCUUAUAGCUCUUUUCUGUAGUUAAUACAAUGCCUUUAUGUUACUCUUAUAUGUGUUCCCCCACACUUUAUGUUACUCUUAUGUGUUCCCCCACACUUUAUGUUACUCUUAUAUGUGUUCCCCCACACUUUAUGUUACUCUUAUAUGUGUUCCCCCACACUUCCACACAGUAGCUGAUAUAUGGCAAUAUAAGUGCACAAUACAAUAUACGCAUUGCCCUAUAAUCUAACACAUAUUUGACCUUAUUUAAUAUAAAAAUACUCUUAGACAUCUUUUUCCGUACAUGUGCAAUAUGAGAUUUCCAUGUCAGACCGUCAUCCAGUAUCACUCCUAAAAAUCUAAGUUCAGAAACCCUUUCAAUAUCAAUUCCAUCUAUUGACAGUUUGAUCGUUUCCUCCCUUACAAAAAAUCAUGAACUUUGUUUUUUCUACAUUUAAUGAUAAUUUAUUGGCAUCAAACCAUCUCUUAAGUUUAACCAUUUCCUGUUCAAUAAUUUUUGAUAACGCUUUUAAGUCAUGUCCCGAACUAUAAAAGUUGGUGUCGUCCGCAAAUAAUACAAAUUUCAAUAACUUUGAUACCUCACAUAUAUCAUUUAUAUACAAAAUAAACAAUUUUGAUCCCAAAACCGAACCUUGUGGAAUUCCACAUUCAAUCCUCAUUUGUUCUGAUGUAUUACCCACAAAAUCCACAAACUCUUGUCUAUUAUCUAAAUAACUUCUUAGCCAGUCUAAAACUACUCCCCUCACACCAAAUGAAUACAACAUGGACAAUAAUAUAGAAUGAUCUAUAGUAUCAAAUGUUUUUUUUAAGAUGGAUCAAUACCCCUAUAGUGUAUUUCUUAUUAUCAGUUGCUGUUGCUAUAUCCUCCAUUAUAUUCAUUACAGCUGAUGCAGUGGAUCUAUUGGUCCGGAAUCCAUACUGGCUCUCACUCAACAACAUGUUCUUUUCAAUAAAACUGUCUAAUUUUUCUACAAAUAUUUUUUCAAUUAUUUUAGAAAAUUGUGACAGCAGUGCCACUGGUCUGUAAUUAGUGAAUCUAUGUUUAUCUCUAGUUUUAAAGAGUGGAAUUACCUUUGCUACCUUUAUUCUAUUUGGAAAGGUCCCUGUUUGAAAAGCAAGAUUAAAAACAUAACAAAGAGGUUUGAUGAUACAGUCAAUAUUCUUUUUUACAAGUAUCAUGUCUAUACCAUCACUGUCUGUUGAUGUCUUAUUUUUCAGUUUUGUUACCACCGAUUCAUUUUCACUAACAUCUCCUAGAAGCAUGGACUGUAGCACUUUGCUUCCCCCUCUCCAUCCACUCUGUAUAUCUUUAUGUUCUCCAAUACUCUCUGCCAAUUUGGGUCCAACAUUCACAAAAAAAAGAAUUGAAUCCAUUUGCCACUUCAUUCAUAUUUGUUAUCAUCUUAUUAUCCUCAUUGAUAAAAUGGCUUGGUGGGUUUGUAAGCCCCUAUUUUUUUUCCUAUUACCUUGUUCAGAAAAUUCCAAGUUCCUUUGAUAUUGUUUUAAUUUUUUUCUAGUAAAUUAUUAUAAUGUUCUCUUUUUGCUUGUCUCAUUAUUGUUAUCAAUGUGUUUUUGUAAACCUUGUAUUUCGUUUCAGCAUCCUUUGUUCUUACUUUUAUGAAAUCUCUAUAAAGUUUUUUUUUUUUUUUACAAGCAUUCUGUAGUCCCUUUAUAAUCCAAGGCUUUUUAUUGUAGCUGUCUCUUUGUUUCCAUACAUUCGGACAAUGCUUUUCAUACAAUGAUAAAUAUAUAUUAAGAAAAGCCUCAUAUGCGGCAUUUGCCUCUCCCACAUCCACCUCAUUCCAGUCUGCUUCAAAUAAGUCCUCCCUAAACUUAUUUAUUGCCUCUUCAGUCCUUUUCCUUACAUACCUAUGGGUUUUUUCCUCCCUCUUUCUAUCAAUUGGACAGUCAUAAGUAAUAAACACAGGUAAGUGGUCACUUAUAUCAUUAACUACUAGUCCACUUUUUAUACUAUUUUCUAUGUCAUUUAUAAAGAUGUGAUCAAUUAUAAAUUAUAAU